UGAUAAUGAUUUUUAUAAAAAAUGGCCCUGGAAUAUUUAUGUUCCUCUUUGCCUAUUUAAUGCUUCUAAUAAUAAACUUCAACGUCGUCGUUACCGCUCUUUAUGACCAAUGGGUGCAAGGAGGAUAUGUACAGUAUAUUGUCAUUGCUAUUUUUCAAUUUGAAGCUGCUAUGGUGAUCUGGAGCCAUAUUAGUUGUAUGACAACUGACCCUGGCUACCUUAAGCAAAAUUUAAAAUAAAAUCCAAAAGGAGAGAUUACAGUCAAAAGAGCUUGUUGAAUACAUAAUCGUUCAAAAGCUUCUUGAACAACGAAAGAAGGAAAGAGAGAAAAAUAAUGAGAGUUCUUCAAUGCAAAGAGAGAGCGAACAAGAUGAUCUAGAACUCCCUCUUUUACAGGAAUACAAAGAAGCAGAUGAAGGACUUGAUCGUUACACUAAGGAAAAACUUAAGGCUAAGUAUUUAAACUACUGAUACAUCUGAGAGAGCCCAAAACCUCCUAGAGCUCACCACUGUAGAGUCUGUAGAAGAUGUAUCAUAAAAAUGGAUCAUCAUUGCCCGUGGAUGAACAAUUGCAUUGGAUUGCAGAACAUGAAAAUAUUUAUGGUACUUCUUGCCUACUCCUUCAUACUUACCAUGACAAGCUUAAUAAUCUAUGCCAUAUUCUUAUCAAAGUGAGUACGAGAAGAGUGAAAGGUGUUCGAUGACCUUCCUGGCAUAGUUUUCAUCUUUGUGAUCGGUGGAAUAAUAUCCCUCACCUUCGCUGCUUUCACAAUAAUAAUGUUCAUCUCAAUGAUAUCAGUAAUCAGAAAUGACACCACUACAAUUGACAUUCUGAAGAAAGAGUGCAUCGAUGCCAGGAAAUCUCCAGCAGAAUGCAUGAGAGAAGUCUUUGGUGGCAAAUUCUCAAUUCAUUGGUUCCUCCCAACCAAGCCCCAGUUCGAUCUCUCCUUGGAGAAACAGUACGAGUAGAUUUAUUCAUUCUAUUUGUACAUCUUAA
This is a messenger RNA of Moneuplotes crassus, 997 nucleotides long. Lineage: Eukaryota; Ciliophora; Spirotrichea; Euplotida; Euplotidae. The record is from the annotation of a GenBank genome assembly.